AUGGGGUCUCAAAUUGCGAAUGACGCGCGUCCGACUUACACAAUCCUUCACGCCGAUGGACUCUACCCUGACGACAACCUGGAGCAAGAGAUUCUCAGGUCGAAGGAUCAAUCUUACACCGUGAACUAUCAUCAAGGGCAUCUUUCGCCUGCAGGAGUGCCGACUUACAAACCAUGGUCGACUAUCGACAAGAGCCUUCGUGAUAAGGUCGAUGGAAUUUCAAUACUGAAGCCAGAGUUCACCGCUGCAGAUCUGGAAUUAUUCCCCAAUCUCAAAUUGCUCGUUCGCAUGGGCGUCGGCUAUGACAAGGUGGAUCGCAUUGCCCUCGACAAACGAGGCGUGGUGCUUUGCAACAUUCCAGAUUAUGGGACGGGUGAAAUUGCUGACCAUGCAAUGGCACUCGCGCUGUCCCUUCGUCGCGGUGUAAUCCACCACCAUGAUCUUCAACGGGGAAAUCCGCCUGCAGCUUGGAGCCCCAUCGACACUCCCCUCAUCUCCAGGAUCCAGAACGCCACCUUCGGCAUUCUGGGACUUGGUCUGAUCGGCACCGCAGUUGCUCUCCGGGCAAAGGCAUUUGGUUGGAAAGUCCUUGCCUAUGAUCCUUUUGCGCCAAAUGGAAUCGACAAGGCCUUGGGCAUAGAUCGGACUCGCGAUAUCAAUGAGCUCUUCCGGAGGAGCUCCACAAUUAGCGUGCAUUGCCCAGCAACUCCGCAAACCAUCAACCUCGUGAACUACCAGUUGCUCAGUCUCAUGCCCAGAGGCGGAUUACUGAUCAACACCGCCAGAGGCGAGGUUGUCAAUCUCGACGACGUAGAGCGAUGUCUGAGAGAAAACAUCCUCGGCGGCGUGGGUUUGGACGUCGUUCCAGACGAGCCGAUUCCGGCGGAGGGUCCCAUUCACUCUCUUCUACAGGCGUAUCGCAACCAUGAACCAUGGCUUGUCGGACGAAUGGUGGUGACGCCACACAGCGCUUACCAGAGUCCGGAAAGUUUGCUGGACAUCAGGAUCAAGGCUGCCGAGGUGAUGCGGGACAAUCUGAUCAACAAGCUCAAUGUCAAUAUUAUCUCGCUGAGAAAGGUCUAG
Colletotrichum siamense is the source of this 1083-nucleotide messenger RNA. RefSeq names its product C-terminal-binding protein (gene CtBP). The coding region runs from base 1 to 1083 and encodes 360 amino acids. Gene Ontology annotation, molecular function: NAD binding; oxidoreductase activity, acting on the CH-OH group of donors, NAD or NADP as acceptor; transcription corepressor activity. The record is from RefSeq and is a predicted model, not a curated record. NCBI's taxonomy places the organism in Eukaryota, Fungi, Ascomycota, Sordariomycetes, Glomerellales, Glomerellaceae. The transcript has 4 exons.